AUGGCCACUCGGGUAUCUGCAUUCCCUAUUAACCCCCUUCAUCGUCAAUCAGAACCGGUAAAUGCCACCAAAGCGUCCGAGGCGGCCGGCUAUAUGCCCCCGCUCUUCCCCACGGAGCUUGGCCAACCUGUUCUCCUGCAAGCGGUAGCCGACACCGCGGCCGCAGCGAAGGCUCUCGCUUCAGCUUCCAGUGUAAAGAAACUGGAAUUACCUCAAUUUUUUGGUAACACGCUGCAAUGGUUACAAUUCAAACGUAUAUAUAACGUAACUAAAAAUAACUUUUCUCCUCUAGACAACAUAAAUCGGCUCCACAAUGCGCUCCGCGGCCCCGCCCGGGACGCCGUCGCGGCGCUGCUGAUGUCCACGGAGGACCCGGAGGAGGUGAUGCGCGCUCUCGAGGACAACUUCGCCCGCCCCGAGCUCAUCGUCUACAAAGAGGUCAAUUCUUUAAAAAACCUUCCUCGUCUGGGAAACGACUUGAAAGAACUAGGAGUACUGUCGAAUAAGACUUGGAGAUCUAACAUUGAUUGGGACACCGAACUCCCACAGACCGAAUCAUCUAAGUGGUUUGAAUGGUUCCAAGAACUUUUAAAAGUUUCUUCGUUGAAGAUCCCGCGUUGGUAUUCAAAAAUAAAAGGCUCGGAACCUUCAUAUCGAGAACUGCAUGUUUUUGCGGAUGCGAGUGAGCUUGCCUACGCCUGUGUCGCAUAUUGGCGCUUAGUGUACCCUGACGGCAGCAUCGAGCUCAUUCUCAUCGCAAGUAAAACGAGGGUCUCCCCACUUAAACCUAUAUCUAUCCCGCGAUUGGAGUUACAAGCCUUAAAUGUCAACAACCAGGACAAGGUUUCGCUUUCAUCUUGGCUGCAGAAAGAGGAACCGCCGGACUACCCGAGACGUGUUGAAGAUCCACCUUCUGAGUGA
Messenger RNA from Leguminivora glycinivorella, 921 nucleotides. RefSeq lists its product as uncharacterized. The record is from RefSeq and is a predicted model, not a curated record. The transcript has 3 exons. Lineage: Eukaryota; Metazoa; Arthropoda; Insecta; Lepidoptera; Tortricidae. Bases 1 to 921 code for a protein of 306 amino acids.